Messenger RNA from Pestalotiopsis fici W106-1, 1467 nucleotides. RefSeq lists its product as uncharacterized. The coding region runs from base 1 to 1467 and encodes 488 amino acids. The record is from RefSeq and is a predicted model, not a curated record. Lineage: Eukaryota; Fungi; Ascomycota; Sordariomycetes; Amphisphaeriales; Sporocadaceae. The transcript has 4 exons.
AUGGAUCCGCUCAGCGUUACGGCGUCCGUUGUAGGGCUCAUUGGCGCAGCAGCCAAGAUAUACGGCAUGAUCGAGUAUAUUUCGUCAGCCAAAGAUGCCCCUACUACUCUUCGAGAAGCGGAGAUUGAAGUGAAGCACAUCGAGAUUGCUUUGCGGUCACUCCAGCGAUAUCUCUGGCACCUUGGCCAGAUCGAUGCUCGACGAAGAGAAUGCAUCCAGUUGAAUGAUUUAAUCAUUGCUUUGAGUGAUGCCAUGCGUGUCUUUUAUGACUUUGAGAACUUGUUGGUCUCGCUUGCAAGGCUGACGCGACUUCGGGUUGCCAUAUCGUGGUUCAUGUAUGCGAAACAAAUUGACGAACAUAUUGUCAAAACACAACGUAACAAGUCCACACUGGUUUUCAUGUUGAAUAUAUUGCAAUGCCAGUCAGACAUGGAGGCAUCACAAAGCCAAGAGCGACUUCAGACUUUGGUUGAGCAAAUACUUGCCGAUAAUAACGAUCUCAGACAGAGGUUGAGCCAGAUGCAAGAUACAUUCGAUGCGCGGAGCACUUUCACCAAGGCAAAUGCAGAAACGAACAUGACCAGACCGUACGACGAGGAAGAUAGAGAAGACAAUCUAUCGAUCCUGACAGAAGCGUAUCGACACACUGCAAUGACCCAAAGUACACAGGCAGGCACACUAAAUACUGCGCUUGAACGUAUAUUGGAGCAGUCCUGGGUCUACAAAAGAAAUCGCAAUGGCGAGUGCGAUAGAUCAUUCAUCCACUCCGACCAGCGCUCCCAUGCUUGGUCCUGCUUCACAGGGUACAGCCUAGCGGAUGUUUCUGUACUCUCCAUGGUAUCCAUGCCUAUCACACAAGUCGACAUCAAAAGUGUUACCUCCUACAACUUUGACGUCGUGGAGAGUUACGAUAGUGAUGAUACCCCCCAACCUGGCUUGUCUUAUGCCGAGGACGGUAGCAAAGGAGAAGAAAUCUCACCGAAAGGCGUGAACUCUCUUCCGGUGCCAUCGAAAGUCCAAAAGGAUGACCCUCAAGCGUCCACUUGGCCGCAUGUGGACCGAUCUGCUCAGUAUCGCCAUACCAACACAGAGGCGACGUCCGAGCCAUGGUCUCGAAGUUUACAGAUGCUUGAGCCCGAUGCGGGAACUUUACCUUACACGAAUGAUGCUAUUUUUAAUGAUUUCAAAAGAAAUAAUCAAUGUCAUGGCUGUAGCAAAACACUCGAGGCGGGAAAGGCAUGGGAGCUACUCGGAUAUCGGUGGCAUCUAGACUGCUAUCGCUGUACUUAUUGCAAUGUGCUUUUCGAUGCUCAAGCCGAUAUCUAUCCUCUCCAGGAUGGAAAGCUGAUCUGCGACAAGUGCUUCUGCUGUUCAGAAUGUGGCAACGGUACCAAGGACUUGGCUAUUUUGGCAGGGGAUCAGGCAUUUUGUGCAGAGUGCUUUGCCGUGCUGCGUGCAAGUGCGUGA